UGUCGGACCUAUUUGCAGACGGAACCGGAAGCUCUGCUAGUCACAACUUCCACACAUGUGUAAUUGGGCAUAGAGCUGGCCUCUCGUGCUGUUCUGUGUACAGUUGUUAUAACAUUAUUAAGUUUGACCAAAAAGCAGCUGAACACGAGCGUUUAAAGGCUGUUUGGACGAGAUGGCGGAGAUCGUUCAGCAGCGGAUCGAGGACAGAAUCCCUGAGCUGGAGCAGCUGGAGAGAGUGGGACUGUUCACCAAGAAAGAAGUCAAAUCAAUAAUCAAGAGAGUAACAGCCCUGGAGUACAAGCUUCACAGGCUGAUCGUAAAUAAGGAGGACUUCAUUGCAUACAUUCAGUAUGAAAUCAAUGUUUUAGAGCUGAUCAAGAAGAGAAGAGCACACAUACACUAUCAGUUCAAACGAGAGGAGAUUGAGUACCCCAUCAUCCACAGAAUAAAUAGCAUCUUUAAAAGAGCAACAAAUAAGUGGAAGGAUGAUGUGCAGCUAUGGCUCUCACAUGUUGCUUUCUGUAAGAAAUGGGCCACCAAGAGCCAAAUCAGCAAGGUGUUCUCAGCCAUGCUUGCCAUCCAUCCUGACAAACCAGCUCUGUGGAUCAUGGCUGCCAAGAGCGAGCUGGAGGAUAGAAAUUCUUCUGAGAGCGCGAGACACCUGUUUCUGAGGGCACUGCGAUUCCACCCAAAUGAUAAGAAAGUCUACCAGGAGUACUUCCGUAUGGAGCUGCUGCAUUGUGAGAAACUGAGGAAGCAGAAGAUUCAGCUGGAGCAGGCUCAGAUGGACCUGGGUGAAUAUGAAUUUUCUCCAGAGAUCCUGAGUGGUAAACUGGCUGAGGUUGUAUACAAAGAUGCUACAGGGAAAAUCAAAGAAGCAGAGUUUGUCAUCUCACUUCUGAACAUAGCGGCUAUUUUUGACUUCACCAAAGACCUCCAAGAAUCCAUCCUGCAAGACUUACAGACUAACUACACAGACGACAGCUCCACGUGGGAUUUCAUGGCUAAGAGGGAGCUGGAGGCCCCAGGAGCAGGAGAGGAGCUCCAGACUGCCAAAGGCAGGGCCUCAGAUAUAAACCGCAGAGAGGAGCGCUGCUGCCAGGUCUAUGAGGAGGGCGUCAAGAGUCUGAACACUGAGCCCAUGUGGACCUGCUACGUGGCCUUCUUGUUGGAAAGGAUGAAAAGGAAGACCAACGUCCAAGAGCUGAAGGAAAAACGGCAGGAGAGGCUGCUGGGAGUGCUGCAGCGUGCCCACGACUGCUCGCUGCUGAAGGAGAAUUACUACAAGAACUGGCUCCAAAUCUUGCUCUCAUCGGGAGAUGCUGAGGGAGCAGCAAGUGUUGCCAUGACAGCCACGCAGCGCUACAGCCAAUCAGUGACCAUGUGGAGUUUGAGCCUGCAGACGCUGAUGGAGCUAGGGAGCCGAGACAUAGGCCGGUGUUUUCAGGACGCUCUCAAACACGUUAAUCCCAAGGAGAGUCUACCACUGUGGCAGCUGCAGUUUGAGUGGAGCAAGGCCAACCAGAGUGCCGAGGAGACCGAAGCCAUCCUCAAGAGAGGUCUGCUGUCUGCAGUCCCGGCUGUUGCCAUGGAGAUGAAAGAGUGCUACCUCGAUUGGUCCUACUCCACUGGAGGCUACAAGAAGGCGAGGAAGACCUUUACAAGCUUACAGGAAAACCGCCCCUUGUCCAAGGACUUUUUCACCAGAAUGAUUCAAAUCGAGAAGGAACAAGAAAAUCCAAAGAUGAGCAAUCUGAGGGACUACUAUGAGAGGGUGCUGCAGGAGUUCGGCACCUCCGAUGAAGAUCUGUGGCUGCAGUACAUCCGCGAGGAACUCGGACCCCUCGGCCAGCCAGAGAACUGUGGAAAGAUCCACUGGAGAGCCAUGAAGUUUCUGGAAGGAGAGAGUGUAGAAAGAUUCGUUUCCAAAUAUGCACUCCUUCAGACUGGACACUUAUGAGUAGCAGAGAAACAAGGCUGUGAGUUCAGAUAACAAAAACCUUGUGGAGGUUUGUCAGCUGAGGAACAAGCACAUGUUUCUGAGCGAUUCUUCCUCCCAGUCUAAUUGAAGACUGGUGCCAUGCUGAAUUUCUUUCAUUCCCAGCAUUGCAGUUUCUGUUGUUUGCGGUUCAUUCAAAAUAAACCUGCUCGUUCCUCUUUAAAGGUUCCAGCCAUGAUACAAGAACAAUUCUCAUUUUCACAGACUUGUUUUUUCUUAUCGAUUGCAGCGGUAACUUGCAACAGGUGUUCGUUUUUGUUUUAAGGUCUGUGCUGCGUUUGUUAACCCCACAGUAAUGACGCCCAGAGUCAUUAAACACACGUUUGUCAUUUUGAGAAGAUAAACUUUAAUGCUGUUAUGAAGAUGAUAUUAAAACAGUCUUUCAUU
Molecule: messenger RNA, 2386 nt
Organism: Oreochromis niloticus (Nile tilapia)
Lineage: Eukaryota; Metazoa; Chordata; Actinopteri; Cichliformes; Cichlidae
Gene: utp6
Product: UTP6 small subunit processome component
Exons: 19
Coding region: 173-1960 (595 amino acids)
Biological process (GO): maturation of SSU-rRNA from tricistronic rRNA transcript (SSU-rRNA, 5.8S rRNA, LSU-rRNA)
Cellular component (GO): small-subunit processome; Pwp2p-containing subcomplex of 90S preribosome
Molecular function (GO): protein binding; snoRNA binding
Source: RefSeq, a predicted model, not a curated record